GGCCCCACUUCCCGAAUGUCACGUGGUACCGCCGCUCCUCGUGGGGGGUGGCGCGGAGACGUUUAACUUCCGGGUCACGUGGUGCUCCCCUGCCGGGUCACGUGGUACUGGUGAAUGCGCCGCGCGUGCUGAACGCGAAGAUGUCGGUGGGAGCAGUGGUGGUGGCAGGUGUCGCCCUGAUGUUUGCUCUGCUCAUCUCUUCCAUUCACCGCAUCGAUGAGGGCCACGUGGCAGUCUACUACAGGGGCGGGGCACUGCUGAAGGCGACGAGUGGACCGGGCUACCACAUCAUGCUUCCCUUCAUCACGUCUAACCGCGUCGUGCAGACCACCCUUCAAACGGAUGAAGUCAAGAACGUGCCUUGUGGAACGAGUGGAGGAGUGAUGAUCUACUUCGACCGGAUAGAAGUGGUUAACAUCCUGGCGGCAGAUGCAGUGUACGACAUUGUGAAGAACUACACCGCUGACUACGACAAGACGCUCAUCUUCAACAAGGUGCACCACGAGCUCAACCAGUUCUGCAGCGUCCACUCCCUGCAGGAGGUCUACAUCGAGCUGUUUGAUCAAAUUGAUGAGAACCUCAAGAUCGCCCUUCAGCAAGACCUCACCUCGAUGGCUCCAGGCCUCUUCAUACAGGCUGUUCGCGUAACGAAACCAAAGAUCCCGGAAGCCAUUCGAAGAAACUAUGAGCUCAUGGAGGGCGAGAAGACAAAGCUGAUGAUCGCGGCACAGCGACAGAAGGUGGUGGAGAAGGAGGCGGAGACGGAACGCAAGAAAGCCAUCAUCGAGGCUGAGAAGGUGGCCCAGGUGUCCAAGAUCCAGUUUGAGCAGAAGGUGCAGGAGAAGGAGACGGAGAAGAAGAUGUCGGAGCUGGAGGACACUGCAUUCCUUGCUCGGCAGACGACAAAGGCCGACGCAGAGUACUACACGGCGCUGAAGACUGCAGAAUCUAACAAGGUGAAGCUGACGCCCCAGUUUCUGGAGCUCAUGCGGUACCAGGCCAUCUCCGCAAACGCCAAGGUCUACUUUGGCCGCGACAUCCCCAGCAUGUUUCUGGACGGCAUGAUGCUGGGCGCCCGCGGUGGACAACCACCCACCAGCGGGGGGCAGCAACGGGAUGCCUCGACCGCCGAGGGCUCUCCUGGCGACUCCCAGGCCUCGCCGCAGCAGCAGCAGCAGCAGCACUAACGGCGGAAUGAAUGACAUCCGAUGCAAGCGACAGCUUGCACGGAAAGAUUAUCCUAGAAUCUGCGAGGAUUGACGCAUCGUAAGAUUAUUCCUACGCUGAACGAAGGGUGCAAGAGUUGACGUGUCAAAGAAAUGACUUUCACAUUGAAUGACAUCUACGCGGAGAGACAUCUACACCGAGUGAUUUUUAACAGUGACUCGUGUGGGAAUGACUUGCUGGUUGAAUUCUGCAUUGAUUGGCAUCUCGGCUGGAUUUCUUUAAAGACAAAAUAUAAAAAAAUACAAGAGUUGACUGCUAGAAGAAAUUACAUCAACUAGGAAUGACCUCUAUAGUGCAUUAUCUUUUUUUGCAGUGACAUCUCGGCUGAAUGAGUUGACACGUAUACCGAUUAAUGUCUGUAUGAAUUUACAUCAAUAAGGACUGACAUUUUUAACAAGUGAUUUCUAUAGCAAACGUAAAAUGACGUCUAGGGACUAACAUACACAGACGCACCUGGAGUUUCACGACGUGAGGACUGCGCGACAUUGAGACAAACACGACGCCACUAAAUCGGAACGGCAAGACAAAAGGGGGGUGGGUGGGGGGGCGGGAACUGUGCUAAAUGACGACCUGGCACACGCAGUUGUGGUGGUGUCGGCACCACACACCCUGUCCCAAACCAAUAAACGGCCGCCUCGGCAAAGGCUGGGCGACAACGCGGUGAGGGCGCUGUCGCCAAACUCGGGAAUAACCGUGGGCGCAGAGGUAAUGGAAACGGCACAGAACAUUCGUGUGCACGUGUUUCUGCGGGAAAAAAAUGAAAAAUGUCUUGAAUGGUAACUCUGAAUCGGUUACCUUUUUUUUUUUCCCCGCUUCACCAGGAUCGUAUACAGCGUUAGGAUUCUACAUCGAUCCUUCUCCCCAUGUUAACCCGCUCAAGGAGAAACUGGAAGAUAACAGAAAAUGCACCAGUUAUUUCGUAACAUGAUUUGAUUUCCUGCAGUGUAUAUGCAAUUUUAGUCUUUGUGCACUGAUGCUGCAAUACAUUAUUUUCGUCAAUGAAGCUGCGCCUUGUGGUGUUUCUCAAAUUAUGCCCAGCGCCUUGAUUUUGGAACAACUGUAAUCAACUCUCAAAACUGUUGUUUUGAAAGGCGCCUUUCUUAAAGCAAUGCGCCGAUGUAUAAUUUAUCAUUCUCCGAAAAAAACUUGGGAAAUCCAUGCCUGUCAACCCAUAUGGUUUACCCUUCCUCCCCCCCCCCCCCCCCCCCGUAUUCUUGUACAGAAAAAUUGAGUUUUCAGGUCCAUACGGCGUACAGCCGUUUCAAUACGGGCACAAACACAUUUUUUCGUCUGUGUUUCUCCCUUAUGAUCGGACUUCUUUGUUUGAUGAACGUUGAGAUUUAUAAGGGCACGGGGGUGACCAAUAAGGUCUGAAUUGAGCUGUAAAAAUGUAGGCACUGAAAAGGGGUUGACAGGUUAAUCUGAACCGUAACUUAGAUGCUGUGUUAGCUUUCAUCCAUGAUGCCGGGCUGAACAGGUAACGUGUAUUCUUUUUUUUAAGAUUGGGAUGUUUAGAUAGUCUCUUAUUUGACGAGGUAGAGAAUUCCACAUGGUUGGGGCCAUAUAAGCAAAAGAAUGGGCCCGGAAUGUAUGUUAACACUCUGAGGAUGUAUAGCCAUUGUGACACCCACCUCAUAAGCAGUUAACUACUUGUAGGAGGCCAUACACAAGUCAUACACAAGUAGGAUUCUAAUAAGCUGUGUGAAAUUGCAGUGUUCUUUCCUCGUAUGCAUUGGGGUUUUUUCCCCCAUACACUAGUUUCUGCCCACACAAAAAUAGAACUCAAAGGAACCCGCGAAACAUCCCAAGCACGUCCUUUCUGAGUAUUGUCAUCCAUUGACUUUCCCGGGUAAACAAAGAUAACAUUGUUUUUCGUAGAGUGUUUUUGCUGUGAGCAAAGCACGAGAGUAGCAAAAAUAAUGUUAUGAAUUUCAAUUCCUGUGCGGGAUCAACUCGGCCAUCCUUCCAGGGCCAAUGAAUACCAUUUGUGGGAAGUUACACUUGGUCAUCCCAUGAAGAGACUUCCACCAUGUGAAUGUGGAAUUUCCUCCGCUGGCUAAGGGCCACCACGAAUGGAGACGAUUACUGCCCCAGUGGGGAUGUCGGGUUUGAUUGCCUUGACCUGUGGAGUCUAUACACUGUACAGCUGCCGUAAUUUACAUCGUACUCGCAAGCUCCGUUCAGCAGUGAGCAGCCAAUGCCGCCAAUGAAAGGAAAUUCCUCAUGCACUUUGCGGCUUACGACACCAAGUGGCGAAUCCGAGUAAGCCAUUGUGCGCCCAGCCAUUGGAUACACAUGGACCCAUUCCCCCUGUGAUCGCCAAACCCUCCAAAAGCCCGGUUAUUCUCCGUAACACCAUGGCGCAAGGGAAAGACGUGCGAGUGAAUAUCUCAAAAUGGUUGAGCUUUUGAAAAUUAAGAUUAAUGUAACUGUUGUAAACAUUGAGCACUCCAGUGUGGGGUGGGCCCUGCAGUGUGUAUCGCGUGUGCGGCCUCGGGUUCCCAUUGCUUGUAAGACACUGUGCGUGCGAUGGUGCUGGGGUUGUGAAAGGGGCGAAUGUAGCUGCAUUAAUGCUGAAUACACCAGGUAAGAAUGCAGUUUAAAUAUACAUUUUCCCAACGCAUAGGUCCCGUAAUGAGUAGGGAUUAGUGUUUUAGAUUUGGAGCUUUCCUGACUGCAAGCAUUCAUACUCAUUGUUUUUUUCGGUAAAGUCACGUAGGUAAAAUAAAAGAAAACAACUAAAUUAAAUCACGACGUUUCGGAGGCAACACAAGCUUCCGUCUUCGGGUGGAAUAGUACUGAUGUGACUUACCGAAAAAAACAAAGAGUAGGAUUAGUAUUGGUUCUUUCGGUAAAGUCACGUCGAAUGGGGAUAAAAUAAUAAAAAUAAAAAUUCUCACGAUGUUUCGGAGGCAACACAAGCUUCCGUCUUCAGGUGGGACAGUCACAGCAAGAUCGCUGAUCAAGAAUAACACUAGGAUUGGUGUUAUAUACUAGGAUUAGUGUUAUUCUUACUCGUUUGCGUUGUGUUUGUCAUUCCAAAUUUUGCUGCAAAAUUCUGUGCUUGCCGAAUGCAUGCAAUCUUCCUAGGCUAUUGCUAUACUCAAACACUAAACAGCUACUCAAAUGACUUUUUUCUCCUAGGGUUUAAUGAGGCCGUGGGCUUUAAUUAUUGCUAAUUGGAAGUCCCCCAGCCGUUUUUGCUGUGUGGUGCGGAUAGGUUGUGGUCUGAGGUUUAGUGCUCUUUUUAGUUAAUUCAUUGAGCCAUAUGUAAUAUCUAUUUUGACGUCUGAAUCGAUGUUUUCUUAUUCUCAUAGAUACUAUAUAAUUAAUAUCUUAGCUGUGUAACAAUGCAUAGUCCUGUCCACUGGGCCAGUUUCUACAAAGGCAGUAAGUUUGAUUGUUGCUGCUGCUGCCCAGUAAUGUCUGUGGAGCCGAUCAAAGCGUGCCGUUUUCUGUAAAGUGGAUAUUAAAGAACUUGUAGAUCAUUCACAAGAUUGGGCCAUUUUGUGUCGGUGUAAGAUCUCAAAUUUGAAAAUUACCUCCAUAUUGUUAAAUGGCAGAAGUGGUUGAUGACGGUGUCAGGAGCACCAUCCUGGGUUCAAAUCUUACAUUCCGGUCUGAAAUUAAAUUAUCUGCCCAGAUUCGCAAUACAUGAAGAAUGUAACAAUCAUUUCAAUUACUUUGAAAUGGUUAAACAUGUAUCGGACGACUUAACGCGGUGAACCAUGCUCCGCAAGCAGGUCUUUGAGGAGUUGCCGUGUUGUACCAUCCAUCUGCAGUCUUUCCUCAUGUUGACAAGGUUCUCCUGUUUGUGGGAAGAUUGUCAGUGCAAUGCGCUUUUCUUGGCCUCUUUCCAUUGAUGGGUAUCAAUGUUGGAACAUAAUUUUGCUUCAAUGUCCCAACAUAGUAAACGCAAUGGCAGAUGCAUUUCCGCAACGUCUGUGCAUCUUUUGAAAAGGCGUGAAUCUCCCGGUGCAGUUUUUCACCCCCCCCGAGUACAUUCAGCCACUCAUUUUCAUUGGAACACGGAUGUUAACAAUGUUCUAUAUCUGAAAAAAGCGUUUGUUAAAGGAGUUAUAAAAUGUCAUGAAUGAACGCUUGGUGGAGCCCUUGAGUUAACCUGGAUUGAACAGUGCCUUCUUCGAGGUUGUCCUCUGGAUAGACUUGCCAUCUCCAGGGCUACUUCAAAGCCACCUGUGGAGAUGAUCGCCAUCCCACGCCAGCUCUUGUUUUGGGUGCACAACUACCAUCCGGUUGAGUACAUUGGGCCCUUGCAGUCCACACGUAGCUCAAUGUUGAGUGAUUCUCACCUAUAUGCAAGCUUUUAUCAAGGGUCCGAUUGUCUCAAGCCUAUACAUCUGGGUGCCUGCGGAACGGAGGAAUAACGGUGCAUACGAGGGAAAGGUUCUUGAAAACGCGGUGCCACGCUUAAUAAUCGGCGGCGAGCUGAUCCCAUAACUAUGUACUGGGUGAUGUAUAAUUGCAUUGUUGGUGUUAGGAAAUAGCAUAUGAAACAAAAAAUAAGUUCCAGCCCUUUUGUGAAUUUAGUGUUGGGCUAAAAAAAAAAAUCGUCUCUCAGACAAAUUUGUAUAAUAGUCGUUUCUACUUUAUGGUUGGCCAGAAUGCAUUAUAUUAUGUUCUGUCAUUACUAUAGGCUGUAAUAAGUUAAUGGUGGAUAAAUGCACACCUUCAGCUGCCCCUUACUGUAAUUAUAAUUUGUUGUGGUCUAUGCCAGGUUUGCGCCAUGCGUUUCCUCCAUCGUGAACUGUAAAAUGCCUCAGAAUAUUGGGCUGCACUUGCCUCUGUCCGUUUGUUUCCCAGCUGCCUGGCCAUAAAGAAAAUACCUGGAACUGCAGAGGUUACAACAACAGACACUGUUAUGAGGAGGAUAUUAUUCUUGAAUCCAGUAGAAUAAGAGAUGUUGAUGGAAAUGAGGGACCUGAUCCACUUGACUUCACACAGCCAGUCGUAUGCCUGCUGUGUCAAAGCUGCGAAAGCAUCUUCAAGAAUGCAACACACGAUUGGAAAUCAUUAUCGGUCGUGCACGACUGCUUGUUGCAAAUGUAGACUUUUGUUCUGAGGCAAAUGGACCGAUCAAGCAAGGCAGCUUGUGUUUUGAACAUUUGAAUGUUUAGUUGUCGUUUAAAGGCUGGGCUGAAUUAUUCUGUUGCUAAAGUUGACACCUUUGCCGUGAUGUAUUGUCUUUUCAUUUAAUUUCACCGUUCACAGCAUGGCAAAUGUGUUGCUUUAUAGGAACUGCAACAUUUUAAAUUGGUCAUGCUGCCGGCUGCGUUAUUUUUCACUUUUGUAGGGGGUUUGUUUUCUUAAUUUAAGUAGUAAGUAAAAGUAAGUUAUUGGUUUCUUGAUUUAAAAAAAAUCAUUUGAAUAAGAUGGCUGCUUUGUUGUGUCUGUGGCUUAAAAUUCAGCUAUAGGAGAAACACAUUUUUCGCUAAGCAAAGUGUUACAUUUUCAGUGACAUGACCACUUGACAUUCCAGAUUUGAACCACCAUUUCUAUCCAGUGAGGGUUUGUUUAAAAUUAUCAUCCCGCAGUACAAGUAAAAAAAAUGCGGUCUCUGUCAUGUAUUGUAAAUUAUUUAAAUGUUUUUGGGUCUUCAUCGGAGUGAAUUAGUUUCCCUUGGACUCAAAUUAUACAAAAUAAAGAGUCCACGCCGAUCUGACACUUAAAUAAAUUAGUUCAGUAUAAUCCACAAGAACAUAAAUUUGUUUUAAAUUUCCUCAUUUAAAAGUUGCGAGUAACCUAUUUGGUUUUACCCCGUGGAAGAAACCUGCCCUCAUCAAUCUACAUUUCAAGCCCAAAAAAGUGGUUUUGUGUUUCCAUAGCUUUAGAUUUAUGCAUCCUUAAAAUUCCUUUAGAUUUGUAUUGUUUUCAACUACAAAUGUGUUAUUGUGAGAAUGUAAAAAAACGGUCUGGUUUCACGUCUUAAGUGAAUGGCCACCACCGAAGCCACAGUUCAGUGACAUCUCAGUAAAAGUUGCGAUGUGGAAUUGAGCUUGUUGUGAAAAGCUCAUGGGAAAUCUUUAAUGUUGGUGACUUGAUUGGUGUUUUGUUGUGCCGACUGACGCAGUGAGUGAAUGCUUUUCAUUUAAAUCCUGCUAUUUUAAUUUUCUGCCUCUGCAAAAUGCUACUUUUUUAUCCAUCGGUGACAAACACGAGGACUGCUUGUGAUCUUAUAAAAGACACGCUUAUAGAGUCGGUAGUUACCUUUUGGAUUUUCUCCGUUGUGCAUUGUUAUCGCUUAAUUUGGUGUCUGGUGGGUUUUUGACGUCUUUAUGAUGAUUUGGGGUUUGUUUUGAAGGGGCUUGAAUGGGUGAUCAAGAUUCAUCUCACCCAAAAGUGGCUUAAUAAAAACUAGGGUUGUUAAAA
Messenger RNA from Petromyzon marinus (sea lamprey), 7617 nucleotides. Its product is annotated as erlin-2-B-like. Gene Ontology annotation, cellular component: endoplasmic reticulum; endoplasmic reticulum membrane. Gene Ontology annotation, molecular function: ubiquitin protein ligase binding; cholesterol binding. The record is from RefSeq and is a predicted model, not a curated record. Gene Ontology annotation, biological process: SREBP signaling pathway. Lineage: Eukaryota; Metazoa; Chordata; Hyperoartia; Petromyzontiformes; Petromyzontidae.